GUGUGUCGUCCCACGUCCCACGUCCCGCCAUCCCACCGACCCCAACCCAAUCCAACCGUCCACCAACGCUUUCCCACCCCAACACUCAACCAUCAACAACAACAUCCAAUAAUCCAUCCCCCAUCAUGUCGCAAUUCUUCGGAUACGGUUCACAACAACAACAACAACAUCAACAACAACACCACCACAUGAACACUCACUCCCACAACCACCAUGGCGGCCGAUCACGGAGAGCCCCAAGGGUUUCGGCUGCUCAACACCAGAAGCAGUUCCGCCAGGUCCGAACACCAAAAGAGUUCGUCGUGGAGGCUCCGACAAUGACCGCCUUCAAGCGCGACUUCGAGGCCGCACGAUCGUUCGACCUCGAGGACGAUGAGCUCUUCUGCCCUUUCCACCUGCUCACUGAGGAUGAUCUUCAAUCCAUCCACUCUGCUGGCUCCGACCGUUCGUCGUUGUCGAGCGGUUCGCCUGAACAGUCUCCCCUGCAGCAUCAACUCCAACCCACCCCCUCGUUCGUACUAUCAUCUGCUCCCAACCCAUACACUCCUGCUGGCUUCCAACACUCCAACAACUCUUCCCAGACGAAGCUCCACCAGCCACUAGCACAACGCACCCGCAAUGCCAUCCCCAUUGUCGACCCGUCGACUCGAACUGUCGCAAGCCCACCCCCGUCUGUCUCCCCCAACCGACAGAUGCAGCAGCAGUUCAUGUCUCGACGCUGGUAGUAGCCCGGCUGGCACGAGGCUUGGCGUUUUCUGUUCGGUUGGCAUUGCGGCGUCCCUUCGUUGUUGUCUAGUGGCUCAUCCCCAUCGUGCCGGAUCCCUUCUUUGGCCCCGGCAUGUCCCUUCCAGGAUUUAAUUCUCUUCUCCACCCCCCUGAUAUCC
Molecule: messenger RNA, 884 nt
Organism: Aaosphaeria arxii CBS 175.79
Lineage: Eukaryota; Fungi; Ascomycota; Dothideomycetes; Pleosporales
Exons: 2
Coding region: 126-725 (199 amino acids)
Source: RefSeq, a predicted model, not a curated record